AGCCACUGAUCUCUGCGGGUGACUUCCUCAAGUGCUGCUGUGGCAGGAAUAGGUGAGACUCACAUUCACCAGGCAUCAUGACAGAAGCUGCCUGGCAUCUUCACUCUGUGUAUUUCCCCUUCCAUCACGGUCUCUGCUCCUUUGUCAGGCCUGCUGACGAUUGGUUGGCAGGAAGGCAGUAAUUUGAGCUGCUUUUCCUCAUUUGCUGCUGGAGCCGCCUGCUUCGCUGCUGGGUCAGUCCUGAGGUGCCUCAGCACGAACCACCUGUAUCUGAGGCUUGUUAUCUUAAUUGCUACCCUCCUGUUUCUUCCUUGUCCGAGACAGCCUUCUUAUUCUUUCCUGUCAGUGCUGAGCAGCCUGCCACAUGGCAGGGCGCCUGUACGGUGCCUUCUGUCGUAGGAGCAGCGCACCAGCAAGGAUGGGGCUACCUGAGGCUUGGUCUGUUUUUUCAUAAGAUCCCUUCCAGUGUUCUCAUAGUGCAGCUAUAUGGGGCCAGAUUCAUCUUGGGUGUCACUUCACUGAAGGCAAUCGAGUUACACCACGGUGCUAACAAGGAAUGGAGCCAUUGUGCUAGGUGCUGUACAAACAUAGAAUACAAAACAGUCUUGAAGACAAGCCAAGACAGGCAAACAACAAAAAAGGAACUUCCCAGCAGCACAAUAUUUGGACACAUGUGUAGCAAAGGAACACGCUGACCUGCCAGCUUCCCGCUCACUCAGUCCGGAGUGUAUCCCCACUGACCUACAGCACAGCAAAACAGCAUGGUCAGGAGCAGCUAAACCGCGGCUGAAGAACAGCCACUCUGCACAGGAGGCAUGAAUGAGUAUACAAGGUGCAAAGCAGUGAAGAAUCAGGCCUAGAGAGUCCAGAUCAAGAACUCUCUUCAUUGAAGGUUUUGUAUGAAAGAGGCGGGCUGAACUUGUGGGCCGACCGCACUCCUGGCAUUCAACCAAAUUCAUAGAGAACCAACCCGAUCCCAGCAUGAUGCAAAUAUCUCAGGGCACGAUUGGCACUCCUUGGCAUCAGUCCUACCAUUCCAGUUCAUCCACGAGUGAUCUCUCUGGCUAUGACCAUGGCUAUCUGAGGAGAAGCCCUGACCAGUACAGCUCGUGGGGUAGCAUGGAAACCUUGGACCAUACUCCUUCUGGAUAUCACCCUGGCCACCUUUCGCCAGCCAAGUCCACCAACAGCAUCGACCAGCUUGCCCAACUCCACAGCAAGAGGGACUCCGCCUACAGCUCCUUCUCCACCAACUCCAGCAUCCCCGAGUGCCCGGCGCCUUCCUUCUGCAAGGAGCGCUCCUUCUCCAUGGACAACGUGCACUCCCGAGGCAGCCCGCAGGAGGGGAUGAGGCAGGCUGACAUCAGGUACGUCAAGACGGUCUACGACGUCCAGCGAGGGGUCUCUGAGGAGUACGAAGUGAACUCCUCCGCGCUGCGUCCAAGCGGCGAGGGGCGGACGCAGACAGAAGGCCGUGGCUACAGCAGGCUGCAUGGUCACAGCCGGUACAGUGGAGUCCCCUUCUGGGGCCAGCAAAGGAGGAGCUCCUCCGACAGUGAGGGUCAGCACCCGAAGGGGCCCCCCAUGCCACCAACUCGCAGUGACAGCUAUGCAGCAAUAAGGCACCACGAGCGGCCCAGCUCCUGGUCCAGCCUCGAUCAAAACAAGCCAUGUCGAGCGCCGCCAAAAGGGGCCUGGCCUCUGUCAUCUGGCCCUGUCUCCCUGGGGCAGGGACAGCUGCUGAAACCCGUGUUUGUGGAAGGGCAGCUGCACACGGUGGUGGAGAAAAGCCCUGAGAGCAGCCCCAGAGUGAAACCUAAGCAGAGCUAUUCCCAGGCAGCACAGCCAGGACAGCCUUUGCUUCCUACCGGCGUCUACCCUGUACCUUCCCCCGAGCCGCACUUUGCCCAGGUGCCCCAGCCUUCGGCAAACAACAAUGGGAUGCUUUAUCCAGCUCUGGCCAAAGAGAGUGGAUACGCUCCACCUCUUCCAGCCUCGUAUGAGAAGGCCCCAGUCUGCAGCCAUUCUGGCGUCGAUGAGAAUGGAAACCAAAGCUUCACAAACAGCUCAGCCGUCUUUUAUCGGCCAGACUACGGGCCACCGGCUGCGGAGAAAAAGCAGGAAGCAAAAUUGGCUCAGUAUAAAUCUCACAGUACAUCGGGCCCUGACGUCCAUUCGACCCCUUCCCAAAAGGACAAGUCAGGCUCCCGUUAUGUGACGUCUCAUGGCAUCCGAGAGAGCACAAGCAACACCCCGCACUCCAACCACAAUUCCCAGCUACUGCAGGCCCGCUCGAGGGAUGCCAGUGAAAACAAAGCUCUUUAUCAGCCCAAGGAGUACUGGGCGGCUGAGCUGCAGGAGGACAAAAAUGCUAAUCUACAGAAAAAUGAGAGAGACCCCACCAGCCAGAAUCAGUGGUGUUACAGUAAGGCCAAGCAGCUUGGCUUUUCAUCCUUGCAGAACAGCCUGGAGAGCACCAGGAGGCAAAAUAGUUUGGAGCUAAAGGAGAGGCAACAAUGCGAGGGCUGUUCCGACGCCAAACUGUCUUUCACAAAUCACAAUAAUAAAGCAGAGAAGGAUCAACGAGGGCAAGGGUGUGGCCAAUGGAACGAUUUGGACAGACAGGCCUUCACACGGCACGAGGAUGACGUCGCCAGCACGACCCCCUUCCACAAUGCAGAGCCAAAGUACGAGGAACCCUCUUCUCUGCUGCACCCAAAGGCCUCUGAUUUCAGCAGGAGCCGGCUAAGCUCCAGCAGCACCCAAAGCAUCCAGCCUGGGACACUGGAAUCCAGCAAGCCCCACUGUUCUGUGCUGGAGAAGGUCAGCAAGAUCGAGCAACGUGAGCAAGGCAGUCAAAGGCCCCAGGGCAUGGGUGUGCCCAGCUUUGGACAUAACUAUGGGCCAAACAGGCCAAGCCAAUCAUCUGGCGUUAGGUGCUCUCUUAACAGCACGGAGGACAAACGAAACAAGUCAAACUCCCAAGAGCAUGGCCAGCCCUCCAGCGAACAGUGCAGGCCACCCAGCAUGACUGGCUCUGAGAUGCCGCCGGGUGUGCAGCCGGUGAGCAGGAACGGGAGCGCGAAGCCUGUGGAGGUUGAUUGGCAUCCUGGGGAGCAGCAGAUGGUGGGGACAGCAAAUCAGGCACGGCAGAGCGAGUACUGCGGUCUGCCAAGGAGCAAAAGCACCUUCCAGCUGACGUGCGAGCCAGAGAAGGAAAUCCUGUGGCGGGAUAAUGUCCAAGACGCUCCUGGAACACAGCUGGAUGCCUCCUUCAGCAGAAACUACAGAAACAGCAUUAAAGAUGCUCAGUCCAAGGUCCUACGAGCCACAUCGUUCAGACGCAAAGAUCUCGACAUCAGCCCACCCUUUGGGAGCAAACCCAAGAGGAGCGUACAGAGGCCGGCCUCGGCCCACGUUGGGAUGAGGAGCACCACAGCAUCCCCUCACAUCCCCAGGGAGAGGCACAGCGUCACUCCCAUGCAGAACAAUGUCCCUCUCCUGGAUUACACUGAGAAGGAGAGCCAGGCUGGGCUAUCACAGCACAUGUCCCGCAUCGGGGGCAGGAAGCGGCUGACGGCCGAGCAGAAGAAGAGGUCCUACUCCGAGCCAGAGAAAAUAAACGAAGUGGGUGUCUCAGACCGCGAGCCCUCGCCCUUCUCCCCCCAGAAGAAAGGCCUCCAUUUCAUCUUCCCAGAGAACACGGUGGCUGACCGACGCAAGAUCUUUGAGCAAGAGAACAAAGCUCGCUCCACCAUCAAUCUCUCCAAGCCAGAGCUGAAGCAGCUGCAGCAGAACGCACUUGCGGACUACAUUGAACGCAAAACUGGGAAGCGGCCUUCUCACGAUGCUGGGGUCCUGAGAGAGCGCUCGCAAAGCUCCUACCUGCAAGUCAGCGGCCUGGACAGCCAGAGCCUCUCCUCUGCCUCCAGCAUGAAUUCUCUCCAGGAUCAGAAGCUUUACCACCGGAGAGAGUCACUAGAGCAGGUGUCUAGAACACGCCGGGUCUCCUCUACCCUUCCCCCUGGGCUGACGGGCUGCUUCGAUCUCAAUGGGUUUGAACAAAAGAAAGGGUACCAGGAUGGCAGCAGCAGUUCCUUUGCAAGCCGCUUUAAAACGGACAGACGCCGAGAUUACACAGCCAAACCGGAGCUCCUGAAAAGCACUCAGGCAGGUCAGCGUGGCUCACGCAACCAACUCCCCUACAGGAUGGAGGAGCGGGUCUUUGAAAAGGCCUCAUUGCCCGGGAGAUCUGGGAAAUCGGUGUCUGCAGAAGACUUGCUCGAUAGAUCUGAUAACCAGUCAGUCACGGUGCAUGUGCGCUCCAGGUCGUCUCCCACAGCCGACAAGAAACACCAGGACUUGCUGAGAGGGGAAAGUAAUGAAUUUGGCCACUUGGUGAAAAAUCCUUCUUACGUGGUUGGCGCAGGAGACAGGUCCGACAGCAGUAAGAAAAGAAGCCACCCUGAAAAGCCAACAAUCCCAAAUUAUCGUCCCCAUCCUCCUGGCCAUGACCUCACAAGCUCAUCCGGUCUGACUGAGAGCCACCAGGCCUCAGAACCCCCGUGGCAUAUCAGCAGGACUCAAAGAUGUGUCUCAUCACCAACAGACUUGCAGAAUCAUUCUUCUGAACCUAAGCAGCGCGCCCGACCCCUGCUCCUUAACCGUAUUCCUUCUGGACUUGGGCAGUCCUCAUCUGGCACUGCUCAUUCCACCCAGACUCCCUCAGACCUGCAGGCUGCUGGGGACGGCCUGGCAAUGAGGCAACGUGCCAAACUAGACGCCGUCCCCCCUGAAGGCAAUGAUAACGGUCAGGCACGGCCUCUCUACCGCGACGACAGCUCCCCUGAGGACUCAGCCGAAGAAGCGAUGCAGAGAAAGGCCAUGCUGCCUCAGAGACACCUCCCACCAAAAGUGAAAUGGGCUCAUUCCGUCAAUGAUGACAGCUUCCCAAAGGGCUCAGUGUCUUCUCAGGUGUCUGGGCAGAAGCUCUUUCAAAGAUGGCAGAGCCUACCGACGCAAAGCAGCACUUCUUCUGAUUCAGAGACUCCUCCUCCCUCUGGGAAGAUCUCUCUGCGGAUCUCCGAGUCAGGCCUUCAGCUGACUCCCCCACCGGGUGUGCCGGAAGAAGGAGACGAUGAGGUGUUUACCAAGGACUUGCAGCCUGGUGCUGCAGGGACUGCAUUUAAACCCUUACCCCCUCCGCCGCCACCUCCUCCUCUUCCUGAGUGGAGCCCCCGCGCUUUCACAAGUGACGCAGAGGUAUUUCCACCUCCUCCCCCGGCUGCAUUUGAAGCAGGUGGGGCAACAGGAGACAAAUCCAUGCGGCGUAUAGAACAGGCCAAAGUAAGCAGCUUUGAAAGGUUUCCCAGGAGUCUGGCUGACAGGGAGCAGCCGGGGUUGAGUUCCAUCAGCAGGGAAAACAGCUGGGCCGCUUCACCGUCUGUUGGGAACCCUGAGUCACCGCACCAGUCGCCUGCUGCUCAAGGGGAGCGGCCAAACUCUGAGAAGCAGAAUGCAGCUCAACUCGGGGGCAACCUGAAAGAGCCAGACACCCAGGGGAAGGAUUCGGAAAAUGGUGGCCUCAGCCCCUGGACUCAGGGCACAGCUAGUCAAGUGAUAAAGAAGAAGACCCCGGAGGAUAUUAAGUCAGAGGCCCUAGCCAAGGAGAUCGUCCACAGGGAUAAGUCUCUAGCAGAUAUCCUGGAUCCAGACUCCAAAAUGAAGACAACCAUGGACUUAAUGGAAGGGAUCUUUCCCAAUGGAACCAACUUGCUGAAAGAGAACAACCUGAAAAGGAAGAUGAUGCAAAAGAAAGCCAGCAGGACGGUGCCUGAGGAUGACAGAAGAGAAGAAAAAGAAGCUGCUGUAACUUUGGUCACCUGCACUGCUUACUAUAACAUGUCAGCCCCCAAAGCAGAGCUGCUGAAUAAAAUCAAAGACUUGCCAGAAGACGUGGAGAAGGAAGAGGAGCAGCUGGACAUCAAUGAGAAGAAGGCUGAGCUCAUCGCGAGUUUGUCCCACAAACUGGAGAUCUUGAAGGAAGCUAAGGAGAGCCUGCUAGCAGACAUCAAGCUGAAUAAUGCCCUGGGAGAGGAGGUGGAGGUGUUGAUCAGCGAUUUAUGCAAGCCCAACGAGUUUGACAAAUACAAGAUGUUCAUAGGCGACCUGGAUAAAGUGGUGAACCUCUUGCUUUCCCUCUCAGGGCGUCUGGCCCGGGUAGAGAACGUUCUGAGUAGCCUAGGUGAAGAUGUGAAUCCUGAAGAGCGGAGCUCUCUGACUGAGAAAAGGAAGCUGCUGGCUGGCCAGCACGAGGAUGCCCGGGAGCUGAAGGAGAACCUGGACCGGCGAGAACGUGUGGUCUUGGAGAUCUUGGGCAAUUACCUCUCGGAGGAACAGUUCCAGGAGUACCAGCACUUUGUGAAGAUGAAGUCCGCGCUUCUCAUAGAGCAGCGGGAGCUGGACGACAAGAUUAAACUGGGUCAGGAACAGCUCAAGUGCCUGACGGAAAGCCUCCCUACAGACUUCAUCCCCAUGGACACAACAGCAGCAGCGGCCCCAGCCACAGCAGCCACAACCCCCGGUAGUUUACCUACAUCAUCGGCCUCUUCACUUUAACCUUUCCCAGACACGCCUCGGGUACGGCUCUUCUGCUUGAGUUUAUUUAAUCGGAGUACUUUUCUGAGAGCUCUCAACAAUUACAAUGGAGCGAUGGGUUUAAAAAGAGAAUUCAAGGAAGGAAAAAAACAGUAAUAAAGUCUUUGCAUUCCUCUCCCUAUGCCAUCGCCCUGAGAGCUCACUAUGAAAACUUAAUCUAACCUGGCUCACGCUAGAGGAAGGUGAACAAUUUCCCUGGCUACAAGGUAUGAGGAGGAGGCACUUAUUUUUGAAUGGGCCAGCUUAUCAUGAACAAACGUGUCAUCUUUGGUAACAUGGUGUGGUUGCCUCUGCUCCCCCCUGUCCCCAUACCUCAAUCAGAGUGAGGCACCAUUGUUUAAUAAUGAAGGAUCUGAAAGAAUGAAGCCUUAAAAAUAAAACCAACCCAUGAUACUCCUGAACAUUAUUGAUAUUUAUAUUUUUUAAAAACAAGGCAGAAAGUGUAAGUUGUACAUAUGCUAGUCAGUUACUUGAGUCUUGGUUCUGUACGUAGAAAAUGCAUUUAAUUUUGUAUUUUGUGAAAACUUAACAAAAAGAGGAAUCUCCAAAGAUAGUCGCACCCUAGAAUGGAGCAGCUUUUCGGGGGCUUUUUACAUAAUAAAGGGCUACCAGAAAAAGCUUCAACCUGUUUCAACAUUUGCUGAAUGUACCAGUAAGUGUCCUUGUGAAGGAGACUUUGCCCAGCAAAGUAUAAUCUAUCCUCUUCUGGAUCCCAUGGCUUGAUACAUCCAGAGUUUAAACAAGCACUUGUGUGAACCAAGCAACUCAGGAGUCAAAGUUAGAGUGAAGCAAAAAGAUUCCCUUCUGGUUCUGGAUUCACAGAUGAUUUAAGACAAUACAAAGGCAAAGUCUGUGCUAAAAGCAACCUGAAGGUUGUUAGUUUGAUUUGGAGAGGGUCUUUAAAGGGCAUUACAUAUAGGGUGCUUUUUCUAAAGGGGAUGAUGUACAUACCAGCAUAUUUUUUUAAAACAGUAAUACCUCGUUUAUCUGAACCCAUCUUAUCGGAAAUCCUCUAAUGGCUAACAGUGGGUUACAUGCCCCAGCGUGAAUAGCUUGCAUUUAAGUCUUCUGCCAAAAGCUCAUUUGUCUUAGUUAGAUAAAUGGGGUUUCUGCUGUAGGGUUAGUGAGUCAUUUCUCAGUCAGUCUAACCUGGGACAACCAAAUUUGCCCAACUGAACAUCACUUGGGCAACUUACCCAGAGCUCCAGGGCUGCAGGUAAGCAGAUUGGAAAUGGUCUCUUUUUUAAGGCAGUGGGUGUUAUCUCACUUAUGGAGGAUUGAAUUCUGGGACCUCUAGUUCUCCAAGGCAUUGCACAUGUAUCCCCAACUGUUUCCACCACCACCACCCUCCCUGUUAAAGAUUGAGGGCGUCCACGGACUGCAUUGUAGAAAUCUAUGGGCUACAUUUGACUCACAAGACACAUUUUGGUCACUCUGGUCUAACCUCAUAGAGAUUUUAUGUUGCUGCUGCUGCUGCUGUUGCUGUUUAAGCUGCUCCCGUCUUGAGUGUGUGAUUGUUCAUCCCAUCAUACUGCAAGAGGGCCUCAGAUACCAGUGCCCCAAAGGCUCUGACAUGCAUGUUUUGUAAGACCUUCAUGCAAUUAAUUUAUGUGUUUCAACAGUAAACGGUGAAAACGA
Molecule: messenger RNA, 8295 nt
Organism: Mauremys reevesii (Reeves's turtle)
Lineage: Eukaryota; Metazoa; Chordata; Testudines; Geoemydidae
Gene: SHROOM3
Product: shroom family member 3
Exons: 13
Coding region: 982-6618 (1878 amino acids)
Biological process (GO): actin filament organization
Cellular component (GO): adherens junction; apical plasma membrane; cortical actin cytoskeleton
Molecular function (GO): actin filament binding
Source: RefSeq, a predicted model, not a curated record